GCGGCGUGGAAGGACGACGACUACCACAAACUCCCACCGCCGUUCGGCUUCAAGUCGGCGCCGCCCAGCCACAUGGCCAUGCAGAUGUGCAUCUUCGACGGCCCCGACGGCGCGAAUAACAUCAUCAAGCAUUGCAUCCUGCCCAACAAGGCGAAGGCUGCCACAUUCGCCAGCAUGGCGCUCGGGGGCGCGAAGAAGCUCGUGUUCCAGCGCCCCAAGGUGGGGGUCAAGGUCUGGCAGUGCGCCUUCGAGCGCUUUGGCGGGAAGCAGUUUCGGGUUUUUUCUUGUCGCCCGACGUCGAGACGGCUGCCGAGGUGAACGAAUUCUACGAGCUCUCGGACGAGGAUGCCAACGCGGGCUUCGAGCACAUCCUGAAGAACGCGCCCCGUUCCACUGCCGAUCUCAAGCAGCUGGUAUGGCAGACGAAGGCGCUGCGCAAAGGCGCCCCCCCCCACGGCUGGCCCGUCGCCCUGGUUGCGAAGGCGCUGAGCGGCCUCGCGUCGGAGGGCGCGCUUGCGACGAAGGAGUUCGAGUGGAGCAUCGCUCUGACGGAGGGGCACUUCAAGCCGCGGGUGCUCGACGUGAUGGCGGAGAUCAUGGACCCGCUCGGCUCCCUCGCGCUCAUUGGAGAGCAGAAUUUCGGGAAGACGCUCCUGGGCCGCUCGUAUCUCUUCGCGCUCUGCCGCCGAAGCGCCCGCGUCCACGGGUUGGACCCCGCGACCGUGAGCGUCCGCGUGACUCCCGAGAUCGACUUCUUGCGGGGGGGGGCCCGAUUCUCUCACCGUGGGCGACUUCUUGGAUGAUGGAUCCCUCAACCAGCUGCCGUCUAAAAUGGUCAAGGCACUGCUGGACGUUGGCCAGUUCGAGUCCAUGCGCUGGGCGCGUUGGGGGGCCACCAAGUGGGUCAAGGGCGAGCCGCGUGCCAUCGGCGACCAGAUAUGCGACCCCAGUGCGGUGA
This is a messenger RNA of Prorocentrum cordatum, 958 nucleotides long. Lineage: Eukaryota; Dinophyceae; Prorocentrales; Prorocentraceae. The record is from the annotation of a GenBank genome assembly.